This is a messenger RNA of Molossus molossus (Pallas's mastiff bat), 871 nucleotides long. RefSeq names its product iron-sulfur cluster assembly 2 (gene ISCA2). Gene Ontology annotation, biological process: iron-sulfur cluster assembly. The record is from RefSeq and is a predicted model, not a curated record. Gene Ontology annotation, molecular function: 2 iron, 2 sulfur cluster binding; 4 iron, 4 sulfur cluster binding; iron ion binding. Bases 61 to 525 code for a protein of 154 amino acids. The transcript has 4 exons. Lineage: Eukaryota; Metazoa; Chordata; Mammalia; Chiroptera; Molossidae. Gene Ontology annotation, cellular component: mitochondrion.
CUCGAGGCCCAAGCGGAGAAGGGGAUUGGGGCGACGGGAGGGGUGGGUUUGUGGAGGAAGAUGGCGGCCACCCGGAGCUUAUUCCUAACGGCAGCGGCGGUGAGAGCGGUCACCCCCUGGUGGGGGAGCAGGUUUCUUGCGGCUUCUGCUCGACCUCAGUUGCAUCGGGAAGCGUCGUCCUCUAGCCCCGAGGCUUGCGAAGGGCAGGUUCACCUCACCGACAGCUGCGUCCAGAGGCUUCUGGAAAUCACCCAGGGGUCAGAAUUCCUCAGGCUGGAGGUGGAGGGAGGCGGAUGCUCCGGAUUCCAAUACAGAUUUUCACUGGAUACAGUUAUCAACCCGGACGACAGGAUAUUUGAACAGGGUGGGGCAAGAGUGGUGGUUGACUCUGAUAGCUUGGCCUUCGUGAAAGGGGCCCAGGUGGACUUCAGCCAAGAACUGAUCCGAAGCUCAUUUCAAGUGUUGAACAAUCCUCAAGCAGAGAAAGGCUGCUCCUGUGGGUCAUCCUUCUCUGUCAAACUUUGAUUGGAUGAUAGGUGUCCCAGAGAUUACUAUCGUUGGUACCAGUCUGAGGAACAUGGGAUGAGUAGAAUUUUAGUGGUUUCUUUCCAGUCAUGACCCUCCCUCAGUUUCAUUUCCCACAAUCCAGGAGUGUUGUGUUUUUUGCCACUGUUAUUUUCAGAAUGUGAAGGUUUUACUCUUGACUUAAUUUUUUCUGUACCAUUCUAAGGCCAAGGCUCUGGAUCCUGUUACCUAAGGUUUAAUAACUGAUUGAAACCCAGUGUAAUCUGUAAAGCCUCCAAGGUUCCAAAAUUUGAGUUACUUCUCUGGCCUUCAGAGCUGCAUAUACAUAUAUGUAUAGCUAUAUAUA